AUGGAGCCAAGUCACUCAACCAAACAGACCAGCGACACAGCAAUCCUCAUCGACGAGCCCUCUAGGUCUACCCGAGGAAAAUCUGCUGCUCCUGUCGCCAUUGCUGCUAAGACGAAAGGUGGUUCUUACCAGAAAGGAGGAUGGGGAAGGGGUAUCGCGAUUUUCGACUUGAUUUUGAGGGUUGCUGCCCUAGUUGCUGCCUUAGCUGCCACAACCACUAUGGGAACAACUGAUCAAACUCUGCCUUUUUUCACUCAGUUUUUUCAGUUCCAAGCUAGCUAUGAUGAUCUUCCAGCUUUCUCGUAUUUCGUCAUCGCGAAUGCGAUUGCAAGUGGCUACCUUGUUCUGUCCUUGCCUUUCUCCAUCGUCUGCAUUGUUAGGCCACAUGCAACUGGAGCAAGAUUACUCCUCCUCAUCUUUGACACAAUGUUAGUAGCUUUCACGACGGCUGCAGCAGCCGCGGCUGCUGCCAUCGUCUACUUAGCGCACAACGGAAACCAAAACACGAACUGGCUCGCGAUUUGUCAGCAGUUUAACGACUUCUGCCAGAAGGUGAGUGGAGCAGUGGUGGCAUCGUUCAUUGCAGCAGUCAUCUUCAUAGUCCUGGUUGUGCUUUCUGCUAUAGCUCUCCGACGACGCUGA
Messenger RNA from Oldenlandia corymbosa var. corymbosa, 642 nucleotides. The record is from the annotation of a GenBank genome assembly. NCBI's taxonomy places the organism in Eukaryota, Viridiplantae, Streptophyta, Magnoliopsida, Gentianales, Rubiaceae.